UCACGAUCUCGAGCAGGUUUUAACGGGUGAGCUCGAGGAAUAUUGAUGAUCAAAUUGUAUAUCUUCCUUUAUUCGUUUAAACUUAUCGCCGUUGUUUAUCCCGUUAAAGGAAGAGAAAACGAAUCGACCGCCUAUCGAAAAAAAGACAAAUUAUGCAGUGAAAAGUACAGUGAGUGGGGGUUCAAGCAGAGGAAAUAUGGCCUUCAGUCAGUUUCAGAGUGCAGCUUCUGGUUCAGAUUCUUAUUUUACAUCGUAUAAGCAUCAGUCCAGUUUAUGUGGGGAUAGAGUUAGAGUCCCUCAGCCCUUCACCUCUCCCCUCCCCUUUCCUGGCUUUGCCCCCCAAGAGGAGUCAUCGCUGCCCUACACACCCUGGGCAGCCCGGGAAGAUCCCUACCAGCUCGGGGAAUGUGCCAAGAACAGGACUUUUGCUGAUGGAAAGGAGUGUGGAAGUGAAUCUGAUCUCUAUGGACUUGUGUCAAAUAUCCUGGAAGAGGCAGACCACAUGGAUACAGACUUUGCAGAAGAGGCACUAUCAAGUUUGAAGUCUGUAUGGUCUCCCAAGUCAGUGAGGGAAGCCAACAGCCAACAAUACUUCCUCUCAGAAUCAAAAAUGCAAUCAAAUUCCUUUCCGGUCUAUCCUGAGCCAUUUAAUCAAUGCCACAGGCAGCUCUCAGAUAAAGAGCCACAACAGAAGAUUGUGCAUCACCAAAGUUUCAACGGCUUUGACGUCAAAAACCAGUGGCUCUUUCCGCCCAGCAAUGGCGAUACGGAUACGUACUCUCUGCAGACUCAGGACAUGGAGAGGGUGUUGUGUCAGGAGGGAUCAAUGGGAGGGAACUCCUUUCUGCCGAAGAACAAACCGGAAACGGAUUACGGUUCAGUCGGAAAGCUGGACGGGCGCUCUCAUCACAUCGACGGUGUCGCGUCCUCUUUUGGCUUACAGAACCGACUGAACGACUACUUCUUCGGUUGCAACGCCAGCCAUUUGACGCACGGACGGGUCAAGCCCCACAGGAGCAAGCAGUUCCCCCUUCCUGAGGGAAACAUGUUGGCCAGGGACAUGCAGGGGCUUCUGGUGAGUGAAGCAGACUCGUUCAGCAGGGAGUCGCAGAACAGGCAGGGCGGACAGAGAGAGUUUGAUGAACAGGUACCCGAGCAGCAGAGCUUCUCAUACCCCAAGAUCCCAGCUCUCGAUACACAGGUCCUCCAGUUUAAGAAGGAGCAGGCCGGGGACUUUAGAGAGUCCCUCAAUAACAGGACCAAGACACAAUCACCGACGGGCAACUACUACGCCAAAGAUUUCCCAGGGCCUCAGCAUGCCGAACACUUACAGCCACCCAAAGGCUUUUCACCUUCUUUCACUGUGCCAGCACCUGCCCUCAGCAAACACAUGGAUAAUUAUUCCCUUCCCAACCAGCAUCCCCCUCAUCAAAGCCAGCUAGGCCACUACCUCAAUCAAGUCAAGCAGCCUAAUGGAAAUGGAGCCGCAUCCGGGCUGUCUAAAAUGCUGUCGCACUCGGUGUCAGAGUUCGUGCCCCAGCAUCAGGCGGAGAGAGCAGUGUCGUGCCUCACGGAUUACGCACAGGGAGACGGCCCCCACGUCCCAAACAGGGCCGCUCAGAGCCAGGCUGGGUUAAACCUGGAGGGAUUAAGGAAAGGAGGAGACAGCAGUCAGUUUGAGCCAGACAAGAACACGAUGCACUGUAACCUCGCCAGCGAGGGGCAGUCUCCCCUGCGCUUUGAGGGGAAAAUGAAGCCACAGACCCAGAGAGAAGGGGAUAGGAAGCCUGGGUUUCAGCCCGAGACUUACCUUGAUUUUCUGGGAAGAGUGUACGGUUCGCAAAGGCAUGCGGGUGGGAACUUUGGCGUGAACACCUCGGGAAAGAAGGAGCCUUCUGCUCUGUUCCCAUAUGUGUGUGCUGUGGGCGACCCCAGGAAGAAUCCCUACCAGCUGCAGCUUGGCAUCGGAGGCUUCCCGCCCAGGUCAGCCUUCCCAUAUGGCAACCCGGUCACAUUUAUGGAUCUGUGCAACCUGCUGCCAGAUGGCGAGUUCCUGCCCUUCAACCCCUACCUCCAUGACAUGAGUGGAGACGGGCCAUUCCUGGGCAUGGCAGCCACAAUGAGGUCCCCGCGGCUUGUGAAGAACCACUGCGCCCCCACCGGCCAGCUCCACUACCAACUGGAGGAGUGUUAUGAACAAUGGAGGGUCCUGGAGAAGGAGAGGAAAAAGGCUGAGGCAAUCCUUGCAAGGUAUUAUCCUGGGAAACGAGUUUCAGCAGUGAGCUGCAGCGCCUUCCCAAAAGUCCCACCAAAUCCUUCCCGAGUUGACCGUCUCAUUGUGGACCAGUUGCGCGAACAAGCCAGGGUUGUCAGCCUUUUGGGGAAGAUGGAGCAACUGGGCAGUUUCCCCCUCCACGCUAAUAUUUUGUCUUCGCUGGACCGACAUCUUGAAGCUAUUUACGUUACACAGACACGCCGCAAUGAGGAGUUUGUGAACUCUUCAAACCGACAGAGACAAGGAGCACCAUAUUUUGGAGAGGACAGAGAUAUCCUUCUGCUGGCCGUAGCGCUGAGGGAGAUGUGCAUAUCCACCAGGAAGUCUCGCACAGCUCUGUGGUGCGCGGUGCAGAUGACCUUGCCCCAGACCACCCCCGCAAAGCCAGAGGAGCAGAUGGGCUUCUGAAGAGGCGCGCUCUGCUCUAGCGUCUCACGCCUGAGAUAUUAACUAGCGACAGGCCAAUACAAGUCUUAGCGCCUUUCAAACAGCAAUUGUGCCAUCGAUAAAACUCAUGCAGUGGCAGGCGACUAAGCGCGUUUCCUGCUUCAUUGAAAUUCACACAUCAAAUAAAAAUACACAAAUCUAUAUCUUGAUAUAAAAAAUUAUAUUGCCAUGAAUAUCAAUACGUCU
Messenger RNA from Conger conger (European conger), 2908 nucleotides. RefSeq names its product minamoto (gene meioc). The record is from RefSeq and is a predicted model, not a curated record. Gene Ontology annotation, cellular component: nucleus; cytoplasm. NCBI's taxonomy places the organism in Eukaryota, Metazoa, Chordata, Actinopteri, Anguilliformes, Congridae. Gene Ontology annotation, biological process: mRNA stabilization; male meiosis I; meiotic cell cycle. The transcript has 8 exons. The coding region runs from base 197 to 2683 and encodes 828 amino acids.